Messenger RNA from Pichia kudriavzevii, 279 nucleotides. RefSeq lists its product as uncharacterized. Bases 1 to 279 code for a protein of 92 amino acids. The transcript has a single exon. Lineage: Eukaryota; Fungi; Ascomycota; Pichiomycetes; Pichiales; Pichiaceae. The record is from RefSeq and is a predicted model, not a curated record. Gene Ontology annotation, cellular component: DUBm complex; nuclear pore; SAGA complex. Gene Ontology annotation, molecular function: transcription coactivator activity; chromatin binding. Gene Ontology annotation, biological process: positive regulation of DNA-templated transcription; regulation of transcription by RNA polymerase II; poly(A)+ mRNA export from nucleus.
AUGUCUGAUUUAUAUGAGAAGAUACAAGGUGAGUUGGUGAGUUCGGGGAAAUACAAGGAAAUCUACAAUCUCCUGGAGACAGAACUACGAAAUUCCGGAUGGUAUGAUAAUUUUCUAAACCUAACUAUUGAUACCGUGGAAGGCACCCCUGAUAGUGAUUUACAGUUUGGGAAGCUGGUCAACAUGCUACAGGACAAGGGAAUAGAAAGUGUACCCGAUGAGGUAAAGGUGAAGGUAUUACAGAAAAUUGCGCAGUUUUUGGAUGAUGUUGUUGAAUGA